Messenger RNA from Penicillium argentinense, 2181 nucleotides. It is a transcript of the gene nimA, whose product is annotated as serine/threonine protein kinase nimA. Lineage: Eukaryota; Fungi; Ascomycota; Eurotiomycetes; Eurotiales; Aspergillaceae. Gene Ontology annotation, biological process: protein phosphorylation; chromosome segregation. Gene Ontology annotation, molecular function: ATP binding; protein kinase activity. Bases 1 to 2181 code for a protein of 726 amino acids. The transcript has 3 exons. Gene Ontology annotation, cellular component: centrosome; nucleus; cytoplasm. The record is from RefSeq and is a predicted model, not a curated record.
AUGGCGAUUGCUCUCGCUGAGGCAGACAAGUAUGAGAUCCUCGAGAAGAUCGGUUGCGGUUCCUUCGGGAUCAUUCGCAAGGUCAAGCGGAAGACCGAUGGAUUCAUCCUCUGCCGCAAGGAGAUUAACUACAUCAAGAUGUCACAGAAGGAACGAGAACAACUCACCGCAGAGUUCAACAUCCUGAGCUCCCUCCGCCAUCCGAACAUCGUCGCCUACUACCACCGCGAACACCUUAAGGCCAGUCAGGACCUUUAUCUUUACAUGGAAUACUGCGGUGGAGGCGAUCUUAGCAUGGUUAUCAAGAACCUCAAGAAGGUCAACAAGUUCGCUGAAGAAGAGUUCGUCUGGCGCAUCUUGUCACAGCUCAUUACCGCUCUGUUCCGCUGCCACUAUGGCCACGACCCUGCGGAAGUUGGAUCCAAUAUUCUGGGCCCCCAGCCCAAGUCUACUGGUCUGAAGGGAAAGCAGGGAAGCGUCACUAUUCUCCACCGUGACCUCAAGCCGGAGAACAUCUUUCUGGGCAGUGACAACACCGUCAAGCUGGGCGACUUUGGAUUGUCCAAGCAAAUGCAGUCCCACGACUUUGCCUCCACCUAUGUUGGCACCCCGUUCUACAUGUCACCUGAGAUUUGUGCUGCGGAGAAGUACACCCUUCGAUCCGACAUCUGGGCUGUUGGAUGCAUCAUGUAUGAGCUUUGCGCCAAGGAGCCCCCCUUCAAUGCUCGCACCCACAUCCAGCUUGUUCAGAAGAUCCGCGAGGGAAAAUUCAACCCUCUGCCCGACUGCUACUCCCCUGAACUCAAGAACGUCAUUGGCAGCUGCCUGCGCGUUAACCCUGACCACCGUCCGGAUACCGCUGCGUUAAUCAACCUCCCCAUCAUUCGUCUCAUGCGCAAGGAGAAGGAAGUCGUGGAUCUGGGCAAGAUUCUCCGUCGCCGUGAAGAUGCGGCCGUCACCAAGGUCCGUGAGAUGGAACAGGCCUUAGCCAAGAUCGAGAAGGACAAGCAGCAGAUCAAGGCCGAGAUAGAGAACACUGUUCGCCGCGAGUGGGAAGUCAAGGCCCGUCUUGAAAUCGACCGACAGGUCCAGGGUGAACUAGAUCGUCUUCGCAAGCGCUUUGAGAGUGAGGUUCAGGAACGGGUGUCUAUCGAAUUUCAAAAGGAGAAGCAGAAGCGCAACAGUAACUCUCGCGACGAUGUUUUCCGUACUAGCACCACCCUUCACCACUCGAAUUCCCGUCCAUCCUCUCAGGCCAGUGGUCGUGUUUCGCGUUCCUCUGUGAACACCAGCGAGGACUCCAGCACUCCGUCCAGCAGCGAUACCAGCCAGCUCUCCCUGGAGUCACCCACGUCCAACUCCCAGAAGCAGAAGCGUGAGACGCGCACACCCUUCUGCCGGGCCAAAACCACCGCCGUCGUCGAUUCGCCUCAGGAUGUUCAAAUGGCCGAACCCUCUCCGAUCUCCAUCGCCUCCCUCUCUUUGUCGCCUCGCCGUACCUCCGCGACCGCUGGUUCUCGUAACAUCUUCGCCGAGGCUGAGCGUCAGAAGGCCAAGUGGGAGCCUACUCUCGCAUACUCCGACGAUGAAGAUGACACUCCUGAUCUUCCCUCGCCCACCCGUCCCAAGGUCAAGCCUGACCCCUUCAAGGCUCCUCCCCGCCAGCUUCUUCGUCAGAACACGGCUUGCAUGAUGCAGAAGCUCAGCACCCAGCCCACUCUCUUCCCUUCGAACGGCUCUCGUCUCCCUCAAUCUACCGCCGGCUCCCCCACCCGCUCCGAGGACCGCAAUGGCAUGAGCGACAGCCGCUCCAAGUCUCCUCACCGUCGUCUCUCAAAGAUCCCCUCCUCUGCCAACCUCGCUGCCGAUGCCGGCUCCCCCACCCGCAAGACUGCUUCCAAGGGUACCUCGUCUAAGGUGAAUGCCAAUGGCGGAGACGAGAUGUACAAGGCGGUUAUGCAACGCAACAUGGGUGGCCGCACCCUGGUCGAACUUGCUCAGGCUCGCGCCGGCGGUCGUCCCAUGGACGAGGUCAAGCGCUGUGCCAGCGAUUCUCGCGCCACUUCCUCCAAGCUGGGCUGCUCCGAGCGCGAGCCUCCUGCCAUCUGGGAUCCCGAGCGUGAUGAGAUGCCCAGCCCCUUCCUUGCCCGCGGCAAGAAGGUCAUCCGCAACCUGCGCUAA